This is a messenger RNA of Saccostrea cuccullata (small rock oyster), 2068 nucleotides long. RefSeq lists its product as uncharacterized. The record is from RefSeq and is a predicted model, not a curated record. The transcript has 2 exons. The coding region runs from base 649 to 1707 and encodes 352 amino acids. NCBI's taxonomy places the organism in Eukaryota, Metazoa, Mollusca, Bivalvia, Ostreida, Ostreidae.
AACAUUCAUGUCUAGGUGCCUGUGUAUUUCCAUAGUAGGGGUAACUAUAUUAAAAGAAGGUAAAUAUUUCGUGACAUACCCCUGUGGACGCACCGGAUAUAUGAAAUUUUAUCUAUUUCUGAUUAUGACACCUUUAAAUGCGAGGAAAUAUUUUCGUAAAUGUUGCCAAACGACGACUGAAAAAUUGUGUUAGUGGUUUUUGUUCUGGUACAAAGGUUCAUAAGGACAACGAUCGCCACAUUUUGUGAAACCUUCCAUAGCCAGGACCGUCAUCUUAACAUAACUCUCGGAAGGAAUGGGUGAUGUCUCGCUUAAUUCUGCUCAGCACUUUGUUCUUUGUACAAUCUGUGAUGGAAAUGCCAAAUUCCUCUGUAAUUCAUGCCAUGAUGACCUCUGUCAAACCUGCAGGAAAUGGCAUCUGAGUAGCAACGCCACCAAACAUCACGAGGUCGUGAGCUACACCGAUAAAGAAGUCGAGAGGGAAGAAGUAGUCCAAAGGAUUUAAUAAAGAGACUAUACUAGUAUCAGAUGCACGUCCAGCAACAUUGAAUUGAAACACAACAGACGCAACAUCCGAACACGAAAAUGAAACGGUUAGUGAUGAAAAGAAAGAUACAUCCCGUUCUUCAUUCUCGGGUAUAAGACUUGAUGCUCAGUAGCUUUAAACAGAUGUUUCAUUGGUUCAAUAUGUCAUCAAAGACAACAUUCCCCCAAAAGUCAGCGAUUUAUACUAAAAUAAGCCAAGAUGAAAAAAGCCAAGAGGAAACAUCAGCUCGAAGUGUCGUCGGAGCAACAGUUUUCAAAAACAACCCACACAAUCCAGAUUUAACGUCUGCUCAGUGGCCAAUUGUCGCCAAAUCUGACGAAUAUUCCGACCUUGUCCUUACAUUAACCUUGGAGAAAACUGUUCUUCUGCCAAACCUUACUCCUACGUCAGGAUGUCAUAUUUCGUGCGCAGCGUUAAAUACAAUGUGGGUUAGUGACAUGAGUGGGUCCCUGAUUCUAUUGGAUUUCAAGGGAAAAGUUCUGAAAAGAAUUAAAACCAGAAGCGGUGCUGGUUUUCAUACAAUGACACAAGAUGGCAAACUUCUUUACACCGACAUGGAGAAUAAAAAAAUUUUUAAACUAAAAGUGUACAAGUACUGUAGCGAGAAUUCAAAAGCAUUGAAAGCAAGUCGUCGCAAGGCCCUUUUUAAGAAAACUGAGAAUUGGACGCCACUUUGUAUAUAUUCAUCGCGCUAUACUGGUGACCUUCUUGUUGGUAUGGUAAAUGAGCACCGAGCAAGGAUAAUGCGAUACGAUUCUAAGGGAAAAGAGAAACAAGGAAUCGAAUUUGACGAUAAGAAUGAUGCUCUCUAUAGUCUUCCUCAGUUUGUGACAGAGAACGCCAAUAUGGACGUGAUUACGUCAGACCGAACGGAACUGGUGGCGGUGGACAUUACCGGCGGAAGGAGGUGGAUCUACUCCGGUACCGGUAAAUCCGGAUUCCUUCCCGCUGGGAUCUGCUGUGAUUUGCUUAUGAACAUUGUAGUGUUUGAUGUUUUCAGCAACAAAGUUCACUUGGUGGACAAAGAUGGCAAUUUUCUGUCGCGUCUGUUAGUCCUGGGAAAUUCAUGGAUACCACAGGGAGUGUGUUUUGAUAAAGAGGGUCGUUUGUUCUGCGGCGAUCGCUCCAAAAUUUAUGUAUACAAAUACAAACAUGUAUAAUUCAAACAAUAACUGUUAAAAGUAUUUACAUACAGGGUACAGAAAACAAACAAACAAACAAAGAGAAACUCUCUUGGCUCAAAUUAUAUUCUAUAAAUAUUGCAUGUAGUUGAGUGUAACAUUGAAAAUUUUCAUCCCAAAAAAGCCAUUGUCAACCUCGGUUGCGCCUCGGUUGACAAUGGUUUUCUAACUGUUCUUGGGGUGAAAAGCAGCAGCAGUAUUUUUCAUUGAGGAGCAAUUAUAGAUUUAUGAUUUAUGAUUAUAUUUCUGGGCGUUAUUUUUAUCAUUCAAAAGGUUUUAUUCCGAAAAUGGCAUAAUAUGUUUCUGAUAACAUUUAACUUUGAAUUUUUUUACAAAUCCA